Messenger RNA from Thamnophis sirtalis, 1122 nucleotides. RefSeq names its product G protein-coupled receptor 54. NCBI's taxonomy places the organism in Eukaryota, Metazoa, Chordata, Lepidosauria, Squamata, Natricidae. Gene Ontology annotation, biological process: G protein-coupled receptor signaling pathway. The record is from RefSeq and is a predicted model, not a curated record. Gene Ontology annotation, molecular function: G protein-coupled receptor activity. Gene Ontology annotation, cellular component: plasma membrane.
AUGGACGAGCCCACCGUAGCCCCGCAGAGUGACCCCAUCAGCACCAAGCCUAAGAAAGCAGCAGGUGCCUUCCAGCUCGGGACGCAGUCCUGGAUCUUUAACCACAGCGGAGAGGAGACCUCGCCCCCAUUUCUGACCGAUGCUUGGCUGGUGCCGCUCUUUUACGCCCUCAUCAUGUUGCUGGGUCUGGUGGGGAAUGGCCUGGUCAUCUAUGUCAUCAGCAAGCAUCGCCAGAUGCGCACAGCCACAAACUUCUACAUUGCAAAUUUGGCUACCACUGACAUCAUAUUCUUAGUGUGCUGUGUUCCUUUCACUGCCACUCUCUAUCCCUUGCCCAGCUGGGUGUUUGGCGACUUUAUGUGCAAAUUUGUCAACUAUUUACAGCAGGUGACUGUCCAGGCCACCUGCAUUACUCUGAUGGCUAUGAGUGUGGACCGCUGCUAUGCUACACUGUACCCACUGCAGUCAUUGCGUUAUCGAACUCCCCAGGUAGCCAUGUCCAUCAGCUUUGCUAUUUGGAUUGGUUCCUUCAUUCUCUCCUUGCCCAUGGCUAUCUAUCAUCGUACUGAAAAUGGCUACUGGUAUGGUCUACGUACCUACUGCAUUGAAGCUUUCACAAGCAAGAGCCAGGAGCGCAGCUUUAUCCUCUACACUUUCCUGGGUGUUUAUCUAUUGCCACUUCUCACUAUUUGCUUCUGCUACACCGUCAUGCUCAAGCGCAUUGGACGUCCUGUGGUUGAACCAGUAGACCAUAAUUACCAGCAAGUGCAACAUCUCUCUGAGCGCUCAGCUGCCAUGCGAGCUAAGAUUUCCAAGAUGGUUGUAGUGAUCGUACUUCUUUUUGCCAUUUGCUGGGGUCCUAUCCAGUUCUACCUGCUUUUUCAGGGCUUCUAUCUCCAUUUCCAGGCGAACUAUGAAACCUAUAAGAUUAAGACGUGGGCUAACUGCAUGUCAUAUGCUAACUCUUCCCUCAACCCUAUUGUUUAUGCUUUCAUGGGAGACAGUUUCCGCAAAUCCUUCAAGAAGGCGUUCCCCUUCCUCUUCCGCCAGCGUAUACGGGACAAUGGCAUGCAUUCAGGCUCCCAUAACGCAGAGAUGAAAUUUAUUACGGAAGAGACCUAG